GAGAUCGAUGAGCUGAGGACCGAGAUGGACGAGAUGAGGGAUACUUUCUUCGAGGAAGACGCCUGUCAGCUGCAGGAGAUGCGCCAUGAGUUGGAGAGAGCCAACAAAAACUGUCGGAUCCUGCAGUACCGCCUCCGCAAGGCUGAGCGCAAAAGGCUCCGCUACGCUCAGACUGGAGAAAUUGAUGGCGAGCUGUUGCGCAGCCUGGAGCAGGACCUCAAGGUUGCAAAGGAUGUAUCUGUGAGACUUCACCAUGAGUUGGAAAACGUGGAAGAAAAAAGAACAACGACAGAAGAUGAAAAUGAGAAGCUGAGGCAGCAACUUAUAGAGGUUGAAAUUGCAAAACAAGCCUUACAGAAUGAACUGGAAAAGAUGAAGGAGUCAUCCUUAAAAAGAAGAGGAAGUAAAGAUUUGCCAAAAUCUGAAAAGAAGGCUCAACAGACACCCACAGAGGAGGACAAUGAGGAUUUGAAGUGCCAGCUGCAGUUCGUUAAGGAAGAGGCUGCCCUGAUGAGGAAGAAAAUGGCCAAGAUUGAUAAAGAAAAGGACAGAUUUGAGCAUGAACUUCAGAAGUACAGAUCCUUCUAUGGAGAUCUGGACAGUCCUUUACCCAAAGGAGAAGCUGGGGGGCCUCCCAGCACCAGGGAGGCAGAGCUCAAGCUGCGGCUGCGGCUGGUGGAGGAAGAGGCCAACAUCCUGGGCAGGAAAAUAGUGGAACUCGAGGUAGAGAACCGAGGCCUGAAGGCAGAACUGGACGACCUGAGGGGCGAUGACUUCAAUGGCUCGGCCAAUCCCCUCAUGAGGGAGCAGAGCGAGUCCUUGUCCGAGCUGCGACAGCACCUGCAGCUAGUGGAAGAUGAGACCGAGUUGCUGCGAAGGAACGUGGCAGACCUGGAGGAGCAGAACAAGCGCAUCACUGCGGAGCUGAACAAGUACAAGUACAAGUCCAGCGGCCACGACAGCUCCAGGCACCACGACAGUGCCAAGACCGAGGCCCUUCAGGAGGAGCUGAAGGCAGCUCGCCUGCAGAUAAACGAGCUGAGCGGCAAGGUCAUGCAGCUGCAGUACGAGAACCGCGUGCUCAUGUCCAACAUGCAGCGCUACGACCUGGCCUCACACCUGGGUAUCCGUGGCAGCCCCCGCGACAGCGACGCCGAGAGCGACGCGGGCAAGAAGGAAAGCGACGAUGACUCCCGGCCUCCCCAUCGCAAGCGCGAAGGGCCUAUUGGCGGUGAGAGCGACUCGGAGGAGGUGCGGAACAUCCGCUCCCUCACUCCCACCCGCUCCUUCUACCCCGCGCCCGGGCCCUGGCCCAAGAGUUUCUCCGAUCGACAGCAGAUGAAGGACAUCCGCUCCGAGGCCGAGCGCCUGGGAAAGACCAUCGAUCGGCUCAUCGCAGACACGAGCACCAUCAUCACUGAGGCGCGCAUCUACGUGGCCAAUGGGGACCUGUUCGGACUCAUGGACGAGGAGGACGACGGCAGCCGCAUCCGCGAGCACGAGCUGCUCUACCGCAUCAACGCGCAGAUGAAGGCUUUCCGCAAGGAGCUGCAGACCUUCAUCGACCGCCUGGAAGUACCCAAGUCUGCAGAUGACCGCGGCGCCGAGGAGCCCAUAUCCGUGAGUCAGAUGUUCCAGCCUAUCAUUUUACUUAUUCUCAUCCUCGUAUUAUUUUCGUCACUUUCUUACACAACAAUAUUUAAACUUGUCUUCCUUUUUACACUGUUUUUUGUACUGUAA
Molecule: messenger RNA, 1740 nt
Organism: Cricetulus griseus (Chinese hamster)
Lineage: Eukaryota; Metazoa; Chordata; Mammalia; Rodentia; Cricetidae
Source: RefSeq, a predicted model, not a curated record